AUGAGAAAGUAUGAUCUUUUGAGGAAGAGAAAAGAGAUGCUGGAACACAAGACACAGGGUACCCUCAUCCAUAGGCAGCCUCGAGGGAAUCUGAAGACUGAUUCCUUAAAGUCAGGAGAACACUGGUGGAUCAUCCCGUUUUUCAUUUUGCCACCAGGACAGGCCCAAGAAUCCAGGCACACAUUGUUGAAAGCAGGAGAAGCAAAAGAAGGAAUUGUUUGCGAGUUCAGUCAUCCAAAAAAGCUUCUUCCAUAUGGAGGGACCGGGUGCGCCGGGCGCGGCGUCCCCUGCCUCGUCCUCCUGCUGCUGCCGCCGCCGCCGCGACCCCCGCUUCCUGCCGCAGGGACCCUGAGCCCCGGCCCGCCAGUGUCAGCCUCCGGGCGCGCGCACGCACACUCACCCUUGCACACACACACACACACACACACACACACACACACACACACUCACUCACGCCCGCCACAGCCACACGCGCCCGCACGCGCCCUCCCUCCCCGGCCGGCAACUUCUCGGGCCGGGGCUCCUUUGUUGCUCCCGCGGCGGCCGCUCUCCGGUUUUGCGAGUCCCCUGGUGUCACCGUGCGGGUUGUGUGUCCUUUCGGCGCGGUGCUGUGCGGCUCCCACCGCGCCCGCCACGCCGGCCCCGGACGCCGCUCGCCCUCCCCAGAAGCUGCCGCACCAGAGUCCCAGCACGAACUUCCUGGAACCCAUGACCCAUGAAGUCUUGUCAACACUCAAACCAUCUGAGGGUAGCAGCCAUGAAGUAGAAGAAGCAGUGAGAGCACCUUUGGGGGUUCGUCAGAGCCAGACUCCAAGGAUCCAAUAGUUGCACUUGGAAAAGCCCUUGGAAG
This is a messenger RNA of Herpailurus yagouaroundi (jaguarundi), 850 nucleotides long. Its product is annotated as wiskott-Aldrich syndrome protein family member 1-like. The transcript is spliced from 6 exons. The record is from RefSeq and is a predicted model, not a curated record. The coding region runs from base 1 to 825 and encodes 274 amino acids. NCBI's taxonomy places the organism in Eukaryota, Metazoa, Chordata, Mammalia, Carnivora, Felidae.